UGGAGGCAGCUCCGCUGGCAUCGCUGCUGCUGCAGGCACAGACCCUCCAUUGUCAGCCCUGGGGGGGCCCGGCCCUGCAUGGGGGCGCGGGACAGGCCAGCAGCACGGGGCUGGGCGUAGGGGGUGUCCUGGAGGGGCACAGGGGGUGUCACCUGCAGGGCGGGCAUCCUGCGCUGCCGGGGCUCAGGUGGGGAGCGGGGGGGCUGCCCCGUGAGCCCCCCGGAGCAGGGGGGAGAUGAGCGCUCAGGAUGAGCAGUUCCCAGCAGCAGCCCCUGAGCCAGCGGCUCCCUCCGCCGAUGAUGGCAUGACCUGGUGGUACAGGUGGCUCUGCAGGAUUGCCGGGGUCAUCGGGGGCAUGUCCUGUGCCAUCGCUGGUCUCUGGAACUGUGUCACCAUCAACCCCCUGAACAUCGCAGCCGGCGUGUGGAUGAUGCUCAACGCCUUUGUCCUGUUCCUGUGUGAAGCCCCUUUCUGCUGCCAGUUCAUCGAGUUCGCCAACGCCGUCUCCGCCAGGGCGGACAAGCUGCGGGCCUGGCAGAAAGCGGCUUUUUACUGCGGGAUGGCCGUGUUCCCCGUCGUGCUCAGCCUGACGCUGACCACGCUCUUCGGAAACGCCAUCGCCUUCGCCACCGGGGUCCUUUACGGUCUGUCGGCGCUGGGCAAGAAAGGAGAUGCCAUUUCCUACGCUCGGAUCCACCAGCAGCAGAAGCAAAUGGAUGAAGAGAAGCUCACGGGGACCCUGGAGGGACAGGCUCUCUGAGGCACACAGGGUAACCUCUCCUGGACACUGAGAUGGUGAAGAUAUGGAAAUCCACUCUGCCCUUCCCAGUGCCUGCUCCCCUCUCUGCUACACUGCAAUUUCCCUGGACACUGCAGCACCUGGAAAUCUCAGGGGCUGGGGCAGGCUGUGCCCUCUUCUCACACCAGCAGCCAGUCUUCAGCAUGUUGGUCCCUCUCUCCUUCUCAACCCUCAACCAAAUAUCUCACAGUCCCUUAAUUUUUUGAUAUUUUUUUCUUUUUGCUGCAGAGGUGCUGGCUCUCUGAGUGCUGCUUUCCCAGCCUGAACAGGCAGCCUUUUUUGGGGGUGCCCCUUUGGGAACUGCUCUCUGGAUGGGUGGGGAGGGACAGAGGUGACCUGCCAGCUCCUUGCCUGCACUGAUCUUGUGGGAAAGGACUUCUAG
Molecule: messenger RNA, 1181 nt
Organism: Manacus vitellinus (golden-collared manakin)
Lineage: Eukaryota; Metazoa; Chordata; Aves; Passeriformes; Pipridae
Gene: CACFD1
Product: calcium channel flower domain containing 1
Exons: 5
Coding region: 236-760 (174 amino acids)
Biological process (GO): vesicle-mediated transport
Cellular component (GO): membrane
Source: RefSeq, a predicted model, not a curated record